CGGUCGCCUCAGUAGAGACGUGUUCGUGCUCACACAGGGACAGGUGCCACGACGCCCAGCGCCCAACUUGAGCUCGCGGAACAUCCUUGUUUAUAACACUUGUUGUGCUCCCCUACACGUUUUUAACUUCCAACACUGGAGUUAAACUCAGUUCAACACUAAUUUAUGACACAAUGUGAACACGGAAGUGACGUGAAGUGAUUUUUAAAAUACCGGCAUCGACAGUCAUGUUGUCAAGAACGAUAUAAGUGCAAAAUUAUCUUUACUGGUACACAAAUCCCGCAUGGAUUUCACUUGCGUGAGACGCUGCUGAAUUUUCAACUUUUUUAUUUCAAUUGAUAAGGCUUGAGGGCGCCGGCGGCAGCAUGAUGGAAUGCCUGUGCCCCGCGCCGCGCACCCUGGCCUGCCGUGUGGUGUUGCUGGAUGAGAGGGAGUUGCUACACGAAAUACAGGACAACAGCACAGGGCAGGCGCUGCUGGACGUUGUGUUCAGACACUUGGAUCUUCUGGAGACGGCGUAUUUCGGAUUGCGCUAUGUGGACCAGGAUAACCAAACACACUGGCUGGAUGCUGGCAAGAGGCUACGGCGGCAGCUCAGAGGUUCCGAUCCUCACACCUUCUACUUCGGAGUUAAGUUCUAUGCUGCUGACCCUUGCAAACUACUAGAGGAAAUCACCAGGUACCAGCUGUUCCUGCAAUUAAAACAAGACGUGCUCAGAGGUCGGCUGCCCGUCGGAUUCGAUCUUGCAGCUGAAUUAGCAGCAUUUGUCCUGCAAUCGGAACUGGGUGACUACGACACCCGUCGGCAUGCGCCGGGUUACGUCUCCGAGUUCCGUCUGCUCUCUCACCAGACUCCGGAGCUGGAGGCCCGUGCUGCAGAUAUUCACCGCACACUCACGGGGAUAUCUCCGGCGCAAGCGGAGUUGAGCUACCUGGAUAAAGUAAAAUGGCUGGACAUGUAUGGCGUAGACCUUCAUCCGGUUCUGGGCGAAGAUAACGUGGAAUAUUUCCUGGGACUGGCGCCGAGCGGUCUUUUGCUAUUACGAGGCAAACAUACAGUAGCCAACUACUACUGGCCUCGCGUCUCGAAACUUUACUACAAGGGGCGUUACUUCAUGCUUCGCAUAGCGGACAAAAACAAUGACACCGUGACAUACGGCUUUGAGUCACCAACGAGGUCAGCGUGCCGCCACCUCUGGCGGUGUUGCUCCGACCAUCAUGCGUUCUUCAGACUGCAGCAGACCUCACCUGCCUCUGCUGACAUCUUCGCCUUGGGCACGAGACUAAGAAACAGUGGCCGAGGCACGCGUCCGCGACCUCCUCCCGCGUUCACACGCACUCCGUCGCGGCGCAUCUCCCGACCCUCGCACGUCUCGCACUCUUCACUGCAUGACGUUCCUAAGCUAGAAGACUUGAGAAUAAAAGACUGCCCUCCAGAAAUUAAACAACCUACCUCAGUUCACAGACCUAACUCAAUAAGUGGCGAACCGGCUCCUCCACCGGCCAUGGCCCCUCUCGGCGGGUCUCCGCGGUCCACGCGCUCGGCCCCGACGCGACGUGGACUGUACUCCGCGUCCCCCUCAGCCACCAGGCCUCCACCAGCUCCUAGACACCGAUCCGCCUCCGUAGAUUCUCAGAGUUCUAAUGACUCGAGAACUAAUAGAAAGCACAAACACCGGUCUCGCCGGCAGCAAUCGGACGCGGAGAGCGAGCUGUCGCGGGGUUCGGGUCGAUCCGGCCGCAAGCAUCGCCGACAUCGCUCGCGACACAAGCAUGAGUCCGGCUCUGAGAGGGACGACUCGCACCCUGACCCCAAAGAAUAUGAACUUAUCGAAUCAGAAUCACAAUGGAAAGAAGUUCUUAGGCAGACGAAUGCUGGAAGUGGAGUACAGGUUGCAAGCGUUCGUCGUUCUCAAAUGGAACCAGACACUGGAACACAUAGAUCAUCACAUAGACAUAGAAGACACAGAAAACAUCGGUCGCGGUCAGGGUCUCCCAAUGACAAGAAGUGGCUACCAAAUGAACUGAAGCAGCAUUUAGAAUUUUCUUUAGUUGAUACGACUGGUAUGACCGAGGAGCAACUGAAAGAAAUCCCUUACACAGUAGUCCAGACUAGUCACGCGCGUCAAACUAAGUUGAGGACAUCUUCUAAACAUCGACAAACUGAGCAUGGAUCGUUGGCAAGGAGGGAUAGAAGUGCUGCAACACACGGGAAAGGCCAUGACAGUCAUAAUCAAGGAUCACUCAGAUCCAUAUCCAGUACGCUCAGCUCACACAGAACAAACAAUGAGAAACACGGCAGACGCGUGUAUCCCAGCUAUGACGAAACCGUAAAUAGAAACGGUGAUGACUUCCUCACGAACAAUGGUUACAAGGGCAACGUAACUCCAGUGUCCAACAACAAUAAUCCGUAUAGUCCCGUGACCAACAGCAACAGUAACAGUUCCAGUGGCGAGCUGAUCUCGGGCAGUGCUAGGGUUUCUCAUGAGCACACUGAUUCUGGCCUUGGAGCGGACCAGGAUUACGCGUAUUCGUCAGAAAGAUCGAGUGACAGUGCCAAGUGCGGUGCAGGUGGUUCGACAGCGCCUGUGAGUAGGCUGUGGUCGGUCGCGGGCGGAGCGGGGAGCGCGGAGGUGCGCGGGGUGCGGGAGGCGCGGGCCGGCGCCGUGACGCGGCGGCCGCCUGCGGCGCCCGCGCGCGUGACCGGCUCGCAGCGCUCGCUGCUGUCGGUGGCCAGCGACAGCGCCACCGCGCGCCGCCCGCGCGACCUCGCCCCGCGCGGCUACCUCCACCCCGCAGACGGGGGCUUUUCUCUCUUCAGACAUGCUAGCAACAACAACAUAUUGAUGGGCGAGAGCGGGUCGCUGGCGCGGCGCUACGCGCGGCCGACGCGGGAGUCGCGGGACCACAACGCCAACGUGGCGCGUACGCAUACACGCGUCGCGCACGUCCGCCACGACAACACUCUCGACAUUAUCCUUAAACCUCUCAUAGAAAGCACGCAGCUGCCGAGCCAUUGAACUCGGAAAACGAUGGUGCUCAAGUAAGCACGGAAGCUACCUAUAAAUCGUCCAGCAAUGCAAAUGGCAGCAAGCCGCCGGGAGCCGCUGAGAUGAGCACAGAACUGUGAAUCGACUUUACACUUUAUACCUAUGUACAUAACAUAUGUUUUACGUUGAAACCUCUUUUUUAGUACCUACGUAUUCAUUUAGUAAAAUUAUUUUAAUAUUAGCUAAACAAACUCCUGUUCCUGCUGAGGAAUAUAAAAUCAUAUCGUUUUAAUUGUAUAAUCUUCAUAAAUUUGAACUGGGGAAAUAUAAUCGAUUUGCUCGAUAAUCACUCGAAUGGAAUGAAUAAGAUGAUGCGAAUAUGAAAGGUAAUGUUAUAAUACGUCAGGGGAGAGAUAUUUCGAAUACUAUAGAUACCGGGAUUUUGCCGAUAAUGCUGAAAAAAUGUUAUGGGAACAUUUAUAUGAGCGUACGUAUGAGAAAUGUUAGUGGCAGAAAAACUAAUGUCUUCUUACGGGUAUUGAGGAGGAAUUACGAUAGUAUACUUAAGCUGCUAAACUUCUCAGUCGAUUUUUCGGUUAAUGCAUUUUAAGAGAAUAUUCUAAUAAAUGGGUAAUUCUUUUAAUAGGUACUUAUUUGACUGAGGUGAUUAGAUAUUGACCGUGUAAUACAACUAGUCUAUAAUAUGUUGUAUGUUAUUUAUGUAUUGUAACUUAUUCAAUUGUAAAUAUUCUUUAUAAUAAUAGCAACAAUGACACUUAUUACACAAGCUUAUGAGAAUCUUACAAAUUCAGAGUCACAAGAUACGUUAUGAAUAUAUUUUGUACCAAAGAACUUUAUGCUAACAGUUAUUGUCCUAAAAACAAGAGACGUUCCAUUUAGGUUCAUGUGGAAAUUCAAGACAGCAUAAUUUUCAAAUGAAUGUUUGAAAAGUUCUACCCCUCUUGUAUUCAAGAAUUGCACAGAUAUAUCCGUUUUUAAACUACUGAAGAGAUUAUUGGAUAUUUAGUUUCGCUACUCCUGAAUUACAUAAUUUAACAUAUAGAACGUUGUAUUUUCAAUUAAUUUUUAUGAGUAUUUUUUGUAAAUAAAAUUAUAUGUUUUUUCUUUGUAGUGUUUUUUUAUAUAUAAAUUUAUGCCAGAGCAGAGAAAAUAUUGUUAAAUUAUUAUUUAUUAAAAAUUCUUUUGUUAUUGUGAUUAAAGUAGCUACAAAAUAGACAGUGCUGGAUAACUAUAUUUAUGUAAAUUGAUCAACAACGGGUAUUUUUUAACAUUAUAAUUUGGUUUACCAUUCAUUUAUCAUGACCACGUAGUGAAUCGUUGUUAUGUAGUUUAGUCUUUAAUGUUUAUGGAACAUGGAGGCUAGGUGUGUGUUAGAUUUUAUCGUAAGUAAAAAAAAAUAGCUACGAAAUGAGAUUGUGUCCUAUCACAACAAAUUACAAUUAUAAUGUAAAAUAUUUGUUUAAUAUGGUAAAAAAAAUAUUUCUCUUUCAAUUUAUAAGCGAGAAAAAACAUUUCAUUUGACGCGUUUCAAUUAAUAUAUCUGAAAAAUAGUUGAAAGCAAAAAUGUAUUUUGUAUUUUAAAGAUAUUGAAUGCGAUUUAUCUGAAACAUAUUCAAUCUCGAUAUAAUUAUGACAUGACCUCUAACUCGACAUUUCACGUAGUCGAGAUGAUAUCUUUUUCGGAGAAUUCGCUCAACGGCGCAUUCAUUUAUGUACAUAUUUGUUAGGAAAUACUGCAUUAUAAAUAUUUAUAAGUCCAUAAGUAAUUAACUAUUCAUUAAACAUCUACUCAUGUUCUCAAACGGGAAUAUUAUUCCAAAUAUCUACCUACUUAAAGAAAUUUCACCAAUAUUAUUAUAAUAUAUGUAAAAAGAACAUUCUAUACUCGCUGAGUCUACCAACAUGUUUAAUAUUCUCUAGUAAAUUUAAGCAAAAAUAGUACGUAAGGAAUCUGGAAUAAUGUUUAGUCGGUCAAUUUGUACUGUGGCAAGACUGAAACUUAUAAUUUCUAACAGCAACCAUUGUACCUAACAAAAUUGUUCGGUGCGUAUUUUUUCAAAAUUGUUCUCAUUGUUCGCAUUAAACGAUACUAUUUGGAA
Messenger RNA from Plodia interpunctella (Indianmeal moth), 5110 nucleotides. RefSeq lists its product as uncharacterized. Lineage: Eukaryota; Metazoa; Arthropoda; Insecta; Lepidoptera; Pyralidae. The record is from RefSeq and is a predicted model, not a curated record. The transcript is spliced from 21 exons. Gene Ontology annotation, cellular component: cytoskeleton. The coding region runs from base 366 to 3020 and encodes 884 amino acids.